UCCCCGACGACCCCCCCUGUCACCGCCACCCAUUUUCGGCUGGAAAUCCGGCAAAGCUUGGGGAUUCUCCCUAUUUUCUUGUUCUAGAACGCCUAUUAAACCCAGAAAAUCCCAGAUCUGUUCUGCGUCUCCCUCCCUCUGCUGUCCGUCGGCUUCAGCAUGUGGGUUUGAAUUUCUAGGCCUUUUUCGCCGUGAGUUCCCCUGCAGAAUUUCUUCUUCUCUGCCGCCGGCUUCUCCCCCCCUGCUAGGCUCGGUUUUGCUUGCUAAAUUCUGGUUCCUGAUCGUUCUGUCAGUUUAGCACUGAGAUCGAGUCUUCGGUUUUAUGCGAGUGAGGAAGUGAAACCAAGUACGGGGAAAUCAAGGGGAGUGACGAGUUAGAAGGCUAGCCAUUUCGAGAUUGACAUAGAUUUAGAAAUAAGUCAUGAUCCUGUAAGCUAGAGUGUAUUUGGAGAUUUUAUGAUAUCAGAACAGAUUGUAAAAAUUUGAUCUUGAGAUUUUGUGGUAUCAGAUUAUGAAUUGGAUAAGUUUUGAGUCUUGUGCAUUCGUGGGACUCGUCUCACGAGUGCACGGCGUUUGUCGCGUCUCCGGAUUUGGGUUCUGGGGCGUGACAAAAAUACAACUAGCCUUCUAGCUUGUCACUCCCCUUGGUUUCUCGCGUCUCGGGUCACACUACCCGAAAUGGUGGAUAAGGAAAAACUGGUGAGACAACUCAGUGAGUAAAAUAUGGAUAGCCCUCACUAAAAUUUUUAAGCAUGCCGAGUAAACAUUUUAAUUUCAAACAGAAAGAAAAUCCCAGUUAUAAACCAAUCAUUUAUGCAUGCUGGAAUCUAUUUAAUGGUCCUCUCAAUUAGUCAUGGCCAACGUAUUCUCCCAACUGGCUGGAUAACAAAAAUACCAAUGUGCUCUCCCACUAGCUGGAUAGCAGAAAAUGCCAAUGUACUCUCCCACUGGUUGGAUGAACUGAUUCUACAGAAAUACAUGUUGACAUGUGCUAGUGUUUAACUCCCACUAGCAGGAUAACAUAAUUCAU
Molecule: messenger RNA, 1030 nt
Organism: Rubroshorea leprosula
Lineage: Eukaryota; Viridiplantae; Streptophyta; Magnoliopsida; Malvales; Dipterocarpaceae
Source: the annotation of a GenBank genome assembly